UUCAAAACGGACUGAGUUAGUUUUAAUCCAACGCUCAAAAUGGACAGUCGUCAAGGAAAGAUAAUUGGUUGGUUCGGUGUUGUUAUGAACCUACUAUGUUUGUUUGCAUUUGAAUUUGCUGGUAUAGCCAAUAGACAGAUCGCUGGAUCUUUUGUAUUCAAUUUAGUGGCUUGCAUCAUUUGGCUGGUUGGACUGGGAAUGAACUUUAUGAUGCUUUUGAUAAUCGCAUUGUUUGGAUGGGCGAUACCUUUGGUUAUUUGGGUGUAUUACAUAUCAUUCACAGCACACAACAUAUUUUCGGGUGAAACGGAAUUUUUUUACUUGCAUAGAGAGAACGAAACUCGAGAUUUUUGGAGCGGAGUUUUCAUUUUGGUGUUCAGUUCCGUUUAUGAUUUCAUUGCAUUGAAACAUUAUCUAAAACUUAAAAGUGCUCCAACUCUAACCCAAGAAUUUACACCAAGCUUAAAUGUUGCCUACGAACCAACAACAAACGGAAAUUGUGCGAUUAAUAAAGCAUGACUUCAAGGAGUAUAGAAGAAAAACACACAUUUCAAGCAAUCACUUGUUUUCGUAACAUCAAAAUUAACAGUAUACAGUGAUGAAUAAAAAUAAGCUGAACAUUUUUGUACAUCUUGGCUUGAACUUUUGUUGAAAGAAUAAAAAAAUAAUAAUUUUAAAAUCUUUAAAAAGAA
This is a messenger RNA of Contarinia nasturtii (swede midge), 692 nucleotides long. RefSeq lists its product as uncharacterized. The transcript is spliced from 5 exons. The record is from RefSeq and is a predicted model, not a curated record. The coding region runs from base 40 to 519 and encodes 159 amino acids. Lineage: Eukaryota; Metazoa; Arthropoda; Insecta; Diptera; Cecidomyiidae.